AUGUGGAGACCAAUUGAUGGCCUGAACGAAUCUGGAAGAUCUUGCAGCUUGAACUCUAGGUUAACCUCGAGUAUUGCAGGUCUCACCUUUGACCAGGAACGGCGCCGGAACAACGAAUUGAAUCCGCUACCCGCUCUCACAAGGACGUCCACACGUACCACGGAUACGGCAAAGGCGUCGUCAGCGUCGAAGCCGACUCGAGCCACAUCCGCUCUGUUCACCCGAACCGCGUUCCUCCCCAAGCCAGCCAUACCAGAACGUCUGAGAACCGCAGUCCCUGCGCCCUCAGGAAACUGUUUCAAGUGUGGCAAGCCCGGCCAUUUCCAGGACAAAUGCCCCCUUAAUGCUACUAUCAAGGAAAUGGACCGUAACGACCCCGAGGCAGAAGAACAAUGGGAAGAAGCCAUGGAACUUCAAUCGGAUGCGUCCCUCGAGGAAAACGACGAGGCCUAG
This is a messenger RNA of Pseudogymnoascus destructans, 453 nucleotides long. RefSeq lists its product as uncharacterized. The record is from RefSeq and is a predicted model, not a curated record. Gene Ontology annotation, molecular function: zinc ion binding; nucleic acid binding. NCBI's taxonomy places the organism in Eukaryota, Fungi, Ascomycota, Leotiomycetes, Thelebolales, Thelebolaceae. Bases 1 to 453 code for a protein of 150 amino acids. The transcript has 2 exons.